Messenger RNA from Zalophus californianus (California sea lion), 1072 nucleotides. It is a transcript of the gene JTB, whose product is annotated as jumping translocation breakpoint. The record is from RefSeq and is a predicted model, not a curated record. Gene Ontology annotation, cellular component: centrosome; spindle; midbody. Gene Ontology annotation, biological process: mitotic cytokinesis. Bases 336 to 689 code for a protein of 117 amino acids. The transcript is spliced from 4 exons. NCBI's taxonomy places the organism in Eukaryota, Metazoa, Chordata, Mammalia, Carnivora, Otariidae.
CCUCCGCGGGCCCGGCAUUCUCCGCGGGGAAGAUGGCCGCGACGGGGAAGGCCCCGGCCGUAACGGGGCGCUAGGCCGUACGCCCCGCGGCCUGCCCCGAGGGCCGUGCGGGUCCGAGGAAGUGAGCUCACAGCCCAGUCCCACCAAUGCGUGUUGGCUCCUCUUGCCGUGGCCAUGGGGACGUCCCAGUAACGCCUUUGCCCUGACAGGCCGUCCCAGCAUUUCGCAGGCCUGGCCUGGAACCUCCCGAGGGCUGCAGUGCAAGCGCUGCGACGGAGGCACAAGGCCAGUCAAGCAAGUCCCUCCGUCCCGACCAGCGCGACGCUGAGCACUCCAUGCCUGCGGGCGGAGAGAGGCGUGGCCUCCCCCAGGGCAGCCACCUCUGUUGGUUGCUCUGCGUUUUCACCUUAAGGCUCUGGCCGAGGCUCCUGUGCGGGCGGAGCAGCUGUCAGAAAACCACCCCUGAAUGUGGUUCCACAGGGUAUGUGGAGAAAAUCACAUGCAGCUCAUCUAAAAGGAACGAAUUCAAAAGCUGCCGCUCAGCUCUGAUGGAACAACACUUAUUCUGGAAAUUUGAAGGGGCCAUUGUGGGUGUGGCCUUGGUCUUCGCUUGCCUUGUCAUCGUUCGUCAGCGACAGCUGGACAGAAAAGCUCUGGAAAAGGUCCGGAAGCAAAUCGAGUCCAUAUAGCUACCUUCCACUCUUUGAUAGGGGUCUUAAGGAUUGUACCUCGAACACAGACAGUAGAAUGAAUGGACUUGUGCCCUUCAUUCUUGGGAACUUGUGGUGGCACCUCUUUCUCUGUCUCUUGUCUAGAUCAUUAACGAGCAAAGUAUAGAAUAGUUUUCUUCUCUAUUAUAAUUUGGUUUGGUACAGGAAGUUCUGGUGGCAGAAAUGGAAUAGCAACCUUAGGCCCCAGUUUACCAACUACCUACCUUCCUCUUUUCCUGGUACUUACUUAAAAUUUUCAGGAUAUAAUUUCAGCAAAAAACCUCUUUAUUUGUCAGCCAAAACCUCUGUUUUCCCCAACCCUAACCCCAAAGAAAAAAUAAAAUUGCAGAUGUGUAACAAAA